This is a messenger RNA of Aegilops tauschii subsp. strangulata, 3073 nucleotides long. RefSeq names its product disease resistance protein RGA5-like. The record is from RefSeq and is a predicted model, not a curated record. Gene Ontology annotation, biological process: defense response to other organism. NCBI's taxonomy places the organism in Eukaryota, Viridiplantae, Streptophyta, Magnoliopsida, Poales, Poaceae. Gene Ontology annotation, molecular function: ADP binding.
UUGCUUGCUUCUCACACGCACACUACACACAAACACAACAACUAGCUCGCUGUCAACCGAGAGAGGACAGGAGACUAAGCUCGAGAUGGCAGCGGAAAUCGUGAGCGCGGCGACGGGGGUGAUGAACCCCCUCAUCGGCAAGCUCACCACGCUGAUGGGAGAUGAGUACAAGAAGCUCAAAGGAGUGAGGAAGGAGGUGGCUUUUCUCAAGGACGAGCUCAGCGCCAUGAACGCUUCCCUUGAGAAGCUGGAGUUUAUGGAAAAGCUCGAGCCAAAUACCAAGAACUGGAGGGAUCAUGUCAGGGAGAUGGCCUACGACAUGGAGAAUUGCAUCGAUGACUUCAUGCAGGAUAUUGGAGGUGCCAACGCCAACGCCAGUGCAGGUUUCGUGAAAAGGAUGUCUCGGCGCCUGAAGACGCUAAGGGUGCGUCACCGGAUUGCCGGCCAGAUCGAGGAGCUUAAGGCUCGUGCAGUAGAGGCAAAUGAAAGGCGAAUAAGGUACAAGAUUGACGAUUGCAACACUAGUUGUGGCUCUGUGGAUAUUGAUCCGCGGAUUUCAGUGAUCUACAAAGACGUUGUUGGACUUGUGGGUACUGAUGGCCCAAAGAAGGAGGUUGUCAGUUUGUUAACACUCACCGAGAAGAAGCACAAGGUGGUGUCCAUCGUGGGAUUCGGGGGAUUGGGGAAAACUACCCUCGCUAAUCAGGUGUAUGUUGAUCUCGAAGGGCAAUUUGACUGUAAGGCAUUUAUUCCAGUCUCUCAAAAACCAGAUAUGCCAUGGCUUCUCAAUAGCUUAAGAUUAAAGCUUGGGAUAAAUGAGUCCUCUCAUAUUUGUGAGGUGGAAGACAUCAUCGGUCAACUUAGAGAACACCUUGCAGACAAGAGGUAUUUUAUUAUAGUCGAUGACUUGUGGGAUGAAGAAGCAUGGGACAUUAUAAGAUGUGCCUUUCCAAAAAAUGGUAACGGGAGUAGAGUAAUAGUAACCACAAGAGUGGAAGACGUUGCAAUCUCAGCAUGUUCUUAUAACCGUGAGCACAUCUACAAAAUGAAGCCCCCCAGCUCUGAAGAUUCGAGAAAGUUAUUCAUGAACAGAGUAUUUGGGUCUGAAAACAAAUGUCCAUCUAAUUUUGAGGAGGUUUCAAAUGAAAUUCUGAAGAAGUGUGGCGGAUUGCCACUUGCAAUCAUUACUAUAGCUAGCCUAUUGGCUUCCCGUCGAGAAAGAUCAAGGAAUGAUUGGGAGAGCAUACAGAAUUCUCUAGGUGCCCAGUUUGCCAUAAACCCCACUCUGAAAGGGAUGAGGAGUAUAUUAAACCUCAGGUAUAUGAAUCUUCCUCUUCAUCUCCGCACUUGUUUUCUUUACCUUGGUAUGUAUCCAGAGGACUAUGAGAUUCAGAGGGAUGAUCUAGUCCGAAAAUGGAUAGCCGAAGGCUUUAUCAUUAAUUUGCAUGGAACAAAUUUGGAGGAUGUUGGGAUAAGUUAUUUCAAUGAGCUAGUCAAUAGAAGCCUCAUUCAGCCUGCAAUGGACAUAUUCGGGAACGUGUGUUACAAAGUACAUGACAUGAUGCUGGAUUUGAUCUUAAGCAAGUGUGCAGAAGACAAUUUUAAUAGUGUGACAUAUACUUCUAAAGACAUGACAAGACCGAGUAACUGCAUGUACAGGAUCCGUCGAUUAUCCCUGAUCUCAGCUAUUGAUAGAACAAGUGAGACAUUAUCAUGGACAGUUCCGAAUAGCACAUCACAACUUCGGUCAUUGGUGUGGUUCGGAGAUUGCAAGUCCAUACCUCGUCUUUCUCAGCUAAAGUAUAUCCGUGUGUUAUCCUUUGAAUAUCCAGGUUUAAUUGUAAGAUCACGUCUGGACGUCACUGCUAUCAGCCAAUUGUUUCAACUGAGGUAUUUAAAGGUUCCAACUUAUUACUAUGCAAAGCUUCCCACUGAAAUUCGGGGGCUUGUGCAUUUGGAUACGUUGGAUGUACCACUAGGAAGCAUCCCGUCAGACAUAGAGCACUUGCCCCGCUUGUCUAAUCUGACAAUUGGUUUGCAUGCGAUGAUAGGGCUACCAGAAAGGAUCGGGAUCAUGGAAUCUCUUCAUACACUCCAUGGUUUCCUACUGCAUAGGACUCCGCUGGAGGCUCUUGAGGGCCUUGGUAAGCUGACUAAUCUGAGGAGUCUGAAACUUGAUAGCUAUGAUGAUGGUGAGUGCAAUUUGCUGGAGAAGGCGAAGCUUGAUGCUCUCGCCUCUUCUUUUUGUAAGCUACGCAACCUCAAAUAUCUCCGGAUGACGAAAGGCGAUCAUGAUGAUAAGGACGACAUUUUAGGCUCAGUUUCAGAUCCUCCUACCCUUAUCGAGGAAAUGGAACUUAGCAGCUGGAAGAUGUUGGGAGUUCCUAAAUGGAUUGGUGAUCUCAGUUGCCUGCAUAGCCUGGAAUUAUCUGUUAGGGAGGCGAAAAAUGAUGCGAUUACUAUUCUGGGAGGACUGCCAUCCCUCGUCUACCUCUACCUUUGGGUUGCGACAUGCCCUAAAGAAGAGGCUGUAAUCGUUAGCAAGGGAUUAUUCCCAGUUUUGGAGCACCUUAGAUUCAUCUCUGAAGAAGAUGUUACAGCAUAUCUGGGUAUCGAGGCAGGAGCUAUGCCCAAGCUACGAGAGCUCAGUAUGCUACUCAGAGUGCCACAGUGGGGUGGAGCUGCACCAGUCGGCAUCGAACACCUCUUGGGCCUCCAGCAGAUCAGUUUAACUGUAUGGUGCAAUGAGAAGGAAUCUCCCGAACAAGUGAAGCUCGAAGUCCGGCCUGCGUUUAGCAACGCCGUGCAACUGCACCCAAAGCCUCCUUCCGUGGAUAUUGAAUGUCACCCCUGGUUGUGAGUGAGGCGUAAUGAACCACGUGCACUGAGCAAUCUGUCUCUGGACGGCCUCUACUGUAACUUUCAUCAUUUCCUCUGCGCUAUAUAUUGUACUCUUUUUUAUUCAUUUUUAGUUCGUGUUUAAUGUCUUGAGUGUCGUUACAUCAGUAUCUCCGAUGCACCCUGUAUAUGCAGAAAACCACGUGAUUAAUGAUGGAUUAUUUGGUUUGAGAAA